CAUCCUCUUCCCCCUCCCUUCCGCUUGGGCUUGUUCUGCCUAGUUGGGCGGGAAGGCCGCACCCGCCCGCCCGCGGGGAAUGCUGGACUGGGCUCCUUGUCCAAAGUUCCCGGGAUUGAUCCUGGAAGCCGUGGGUAGGGUGGCCGGCUCCAAGCUUUCGGGUCAGCCUCCUUAAACUUCGUGACACCUAAGAAAAGGUGGUCAAGUCCUCUUUUCAAGAGAAGAUGACUUUUAACAGUUUUGAAGGAUCUAGAACUUGUGUACCUGCAGACACCAAUAAGGAUGAAGAAUUUGUAGAAGAGUUUAAUAGAUUAAAAACGUUUGCUACCUUUCCAAGUAGUUGUCCUGUUUCAGCAUCAACAUUGGCACGGGCAGGGUUUCUUUAUACUGGUGAAGGAGAUACUGUGCAGUGCUUUAGUUGUCACGCAGCAGUAGAUAGAUGGCAAUAUGGAGACUCAGCUGUUGGAAGACACAGGAAAAUAUCCCCAAAUUGCAGAUUUAUCAAUGGUUUUUAUUUUGAAAACAGUGCCACACAGUCUGCAAAUCCUGGUGUCCAAAAUGGCCAGUACAAAGCUGAAAACUAUGUGGGAAACAGAAAUCAUUUUGCUCUUGACAGACCAUCUGAGACUCAAGCAGAUUAUCUUUUGAGAACUGGACAGGUUGUAGAUAUUUCAGACACCAUAUUCCCGAGGAACCCUGCCAUGUGUAGUGAAGAAGCCAGACUGAAGUCAUUUCAUAACUGGCCAGACUAUGCUCAUAUAACCCCCAGAGAGUUAGCUAGUGCUGGCCUCUACUACACAGGGAUUGAUGAUCAAGUGCAGUGUUUUUGUUGUGGUGGAAAACUGAAAAAUUGGGAGCCCUGUGACCGCGCCUGGUCAGAACACAGGAGACACUUUCCCAACUGCUUCUUUGUUUUGGGCCGGAAUGUUAAUGUUCGAAGUGAAUCUGGUGUGAGUUCUGAUAGGAAUUUCCCAAAUUCGACAAUUUCUCCAAGAAAUCCAGCCAUGGCAGAAUAUGAAGCACGGAUCAUUACUUUUGGAACAUGGAUAUACUCAGUUAACAAGGAGCAGCUUGCAAGAGCUGGAUUUUAUGCUUUAGGUGAAGGUGACAAAGUGAAAUGCUUUCACUGUGGAGGAGGGCUCACAGAUUGGAAGCCAAAUGAAGACCCUUGGGAACAGCAUGCUAAAUGGUUUCCAGGGUGUAAAUAUCUAUUGGAUGAGAAGGGGCAAGAAUAUAUAAAUAAUAUUCAUUUAACCCAUUCGCUUGGGGAAUCUUUGGUAAGAACUGCUGAAAAAACACCUUCACUAACUAAAAGAAUCGAUGAUACCAUCUUCCAGAAUCCUAUGGUACAAGAAGCUAUACGAAUGGGAUUCAGUUUCAGGGACAUUAAGAAAACAAUGGAAGAAAAAAUCCAAACAUCUGGGAGCAGCUAUCCAUCACUUGAGGUUCUGAUUGCAGAUCUAUUGAGUGCUCAGAAAGAUAAUACACAGGAUGAAUCAAGUCAGACUUCAUUGCAGAAAGACAUUAGUACAGAAGAGCAGCUAAGGCGCCUACAAGAGGAGAAGCUUUGCAAAAUCUGCAUGGAUAGAAAUAUUGCUGUAGUUUUUGUUCCUUGUGGACAUCUGGUCACUUGUAAACAAUGUGCCGAAGCAGUCGACAAAUGUCCCAUGUGCUACACAAUCAUUACGUUCAAGCAAAAAAUUUUUAUGUCUUAAUUCAGAGCCACAGUAGACAUGUUCUUCUUACUCUAAUUGAAUGUGUGAUAUGAGCAAACUUUAAGUAAUCAGCAUUGCAUUCCAUUAGCAUCUGCUCCCAAGUGGAAACAAAUGUUAACAGCACUGUUGCAGUCUAAACUUUGAAUUUCUAGAUCUUUUAGGCUAUUAGCUAUAUUGUUUAUCCAGUAUUUUACUCAAUUGAAACCUUAGACAAAGAAGCAUUUAAUAUUAUAACAUUUUACCUUGUGUAUUUGUAGUAUACUGGUUUGAUUUUUAUGUGUAAGUGAAUUAAUCACCUGCAUUUUUUCAUUCCUUUCAGAUAAGCUUAAUAAAUGGGGUGUUCUGUAUAAGCAGGGAGAUUUCAGUUAAUCCGCCCAAUCACUUAAUUUGUGUAUUGUGAAUAGGGAAGAACUGUUUCACACUGGUGGGAGGAUAAACAUUGUUUUUAGAUGUUUGUCCGUGUUUUAGGAUUUUGUCUGUUUCCUUUCAAAAUUAUAAACGUACUUGUAUGAAUGAUUUUUUAAAAGUGAUUUUGCCAUCUCCCAAAAGAUAUUAAAUGAUAGACUACUAUCUAACUAGCAUAUACUAACAUGGAAAGACAACAAAGAUACAGUAAGUGUAAAAUACAAAUGGCAAAACACUAUGUAUAGUUUUAGUCAAAUCAAGGUGUGUGAAUUUUAUAUCUGUACAGGACAAAAAAGAUUUGGAAAGAUAUGCAUCACACUCUUAAAUAUGUUUUUUUUUUCUUGAGGGGGUGGGGGCAUGGGUCUUAGGGGGGCUUAUAGGUGCCCUUCUUUUUUUAUUGAACUUUAUAUAACUAUGUAUUACUUUUAUAUAAUCAUAAUUUUUAGAAAAUAUUUUACUGAUUUAAAGGCUUAGGCAUGUUCAAACGUCUGCAAAACUACUUAUCACUCAGUUUCAGUUUUUCUAAUCCAAGAAGGCAGGCCAGUUAAUUUUCUGGUGCCAAUGUGAAAUUUAAAUGUUUUUGUUUUACCUGCUUUGUGGAUGAAAAAUACUUCUGAGUGGUAGUUUUCUGACAGGUAGACCAUGUCUUCUUAUCUUUUUUCAAAAUAAAUAUUCCUGAUUUUGUAAAAUGAAAUAUAAAUUAUGUCUCAGAUCUUCCAAUUAAUUAGUAAGGAUUCAUCCUUAAUCCUUGCUAAUUUAAGCCUGCCUAAGUCACUUUACUAAAAGAUCUUUGUUAACCCAGUAUUUUAAACAUCUGUCUGCUUAUGUAGGUAAAAGUAGAAGCAUGUUUGUAUGCUGCUUGUAGUUUUAGUGACAGCUUUUCAUGUUGAGAUUCCCAUGUCAUUUUGUGUCCUGAAAGUUUCGUUUCAUGUGAGUUUUUACUGUUAGGAUGAUUAAGAUGUAUAUAGUACAGAAUGUUAAGUCUCUGAUUGUUUUAUGUUUGUUUGUUUCUUGACUAGCAAUGGUAGUAAAUACUUUUAAAACUAUUUUCUCAAGAUCCUUAAAGCCUCUUGGAAAUUGUAGCAUACUGACAAGAGUAGUUGUUUAAGUAUGAUUUAACAACUUGUAAGAGUCAGUAAGAAUAAAAUCAAGCUAAAAUGCUUCAUAGAACACAGGAUUUACCUUAAAUAAUUAUCAUGAUAAGACCUCUUAUAGAGACUGGUCUAUUUUACUACAGAGAACAGUUUGGGAGUGAAACUGUUACAAUUUAGACUUUUUGUUGUAUUUUCUAAGAGAAAGAGUAUUGUUAGGUUCUCCUAACCUCUGUUGACCACUAUGGUAAGUGAUGUCAUUUUAAUUGCAAAUUUAAAUAGAAAAUAACAGAAUUAAGUAAAUGACUACCCUUUUUUCUCUUUCCUUUUUUCAUGAAAAUCCUUAGUUCUUUGUAUUGCCUCCUACUUAGGUUCAGUUAUAUAGUCAUUAAGUUGAGCUUGAUCUAAAUUGACUAAGUUUUAAAUUUAAAUUUACAUUUAAAGCAUUCUACAAGGGGAUGAAAGUGUUAAUUUUAAGAAAAUUUUUCUAAGACUCUUUAGGUACAAGUCACGUAGGUAGUUUGUUUAAUCUAGUUGUUAGCUAAGGAUUCAAGGACUGAAUUGUUUUUGAAUAAGGCUUUUCAUGUUCUGGGAGCCUCAGUUCAUUUAAAACUCUCCUUUUAAAACUUGUGUGCUGAGAGUUAAGCAAAACCUCUUUUUCUUUCUUUUUUUUUUUUUGUCUUCAUGAGUUGCAAAAUUGAAUUCGUGAAGCUGAUGCGCUAACAGGUUUAUUUUAAGAAUUGUUUAGAAAAUGCUGUUGCUUCAGGUUCUUAAAAUCACAGCGCUCCAAUUCUAAUCAAAUUGUUGGAGGCUUACCAGAGUUGGUCUGAGCUCAUACUAGGAAAAAAAAGCCAGCGGAUCCUUUCCAAUAUAGCUGUGCAAAAAUUGCUCACUUGGAAGGUCAAAAUAUAACCAGAUCCAGAUCACCCCUGAGUGUUGGUGUUCUUUUCUGUAUAAAGUUCACUCUAGGAUUUUGAAGUAACCACCUAUUUUACUACAUACUAGUCAUGUGAAAUUUGAUGUUAUUUUGUAAUAAAUAGCUAAUUUUAUUUGUAAUUCAUUGUGUUGAUCAAAACUUUUGUGAAUGUUUGGCAUUUAUUAAAUAAAUAGAGUUUAUUUGGUUAAUGGCUUAGUAUUCCCUUUCCUGCUAGAUUUUGCCUCUUCCUUUGGUUAGGGGUAGAGGUGAGGUGACUGUAGUAAGUGAAUAUAAUGUGGCUAUGUUAUGGCAUUUUGUUGUUUUGGUAUUUAAAAUGUGUAUUUUUCUGUUUUAAUUUUAGUAGGUAAAAUUUAUAUCUUGAGCUCUCUGAAUGGAUAUUACCACUCCAGCAUUAGCUGCAUGUAUUGCUCUUAUUAGACCUAAAUCAUUGUUUUACUUCUGACUGCCUAGGUACUGAAUAAGAGAAGAGGAGAAAUGAAAUAGAUUGUAUGUCAUUGCUAUUAGAGAAAUAAGAAAAUGGAGAAAUAUUCAGCCCAUAGCAUUUUAGUCAUAUCUUUUCUUUUUAAAAAGAUAGCUAUCAGUGAAGAAAUGAGCUGGCCGUAUAGGCUUCACAGCCUGAGUUCAAAUCUCCAGAACCCACAUAAAAACUGGGUGCAAUAGCCCAAGCAUCUGUAAUCAUAGAAUGCCUAGAAAAAACAAGAAGCAGAUAGCAGAAUGUCCAGAAGUUUAAGGUCAGCUCAUUUGGCUUAGGCAUUAGAAAAGAGUCACUGUUAAACAUGGUAGGAAGGUGAGGGCCCACCAACACAGAAACCUCCACACAUGCAUCAUAGCAGGUAUCCCACCUGUACCUAGGCACAUACACAAAAGAGAAAAAAAUAGCCAUCUGUAAGAUGAGAAUGGUACCUUCACCAUCUUCUCCAAGAUGAUGGACCUCAACUCAAGAAGAGCAUAUCUUAUAAGCCGUAAAUUUAACUCCCAUGCUAAAACUUUUUAUUUCCAAGACAGGAUUUCUCUGUGUAACAGCCCUGGCUAUCCUGGAACUCACUCUGUAUGUAGAUCAGGCUGAUCUUGAACUCACAAAGAUCUACCUGUGUGCUUCUCUGAGUGCUGGGAUUAAAGCUGUGCACCCCCACUGCCCGGCAAGCCUAGACCUUCUCUGGUUUUGCUUUGAUGGAGGACCUUGGACUAAAGUGUUGAAAUAGGAGCGGCGAGGCCACCCACAUGGCUAGGUUAUGCCCCGAAAUAAUUACAUGGAAACUGUAUUUUUUAACACUGCCUGGCCCAUAAGUUCCAGUUUCUUAUUGGCUAGCUCUUACAUAUUGUUCUAACCCAUUUCUAAUAUUCUGUGUAGCCCACGAGGUGGCUUACCAGGGAGGAUCUUAACCUGCGUCUGUCUGGAAUGGGAGAAUCAUGGCGACUCCUCGACUAAGCUUCUUUCUCCCAGAAUUCUGUUCUGUUUACUCCACCCACCUAAGGGUUGGCCUAUCAAGGGGCCUAGGCAGUUUCUUUAUUAAUAAGAAAUCACUCCCACAUCACUAAAGCUUAAAAGACAGCCUGGAAAGAUAGCCACUAAGAGUACUUGCUGCUUCUGCAAAGGACCACGGUUCAGGUACCAGUACCCACAUGGUGACUUACAACUGCAGCUCUAGCUACAGGCUAUCUGGUGCCCUCUUCUGGCUGAAAUGAGCACCUACAUGCAUGUACACAUAAACAUGCACAUAUACACAUGAAAUAAUCUUUAAAUCUUAAGUGACUCAUUAACUUUUAGUCACUAUUACUCAUUUCUCUGGGUGCUUCUUAUAAUGAAGCUAAAAGUUGCAAUAAAUAAAUAGAUCAAUCCUUUAAAAUAUUUAAGUUCAUUUUUUUUAAAAAACUAGAAAAAUAUUCUUACUAAAUUCAGUUGAGUUUUUCUAAUGGAAAUACUUAUUCCCAUUGUAAUAUUUGUUUGUCUCUGAAACAUUCAGCACAACAUAGAUUUCUUCCUUACAUAAUAACAUCACAGACUAUCAGAGCUAGAAAUUACCUUAGAGAGUAGCCUGUUCACACCACCACCACCACCCUCAUUUUAUCAUAGAGGUAAGUCCCUUUACUAGGACAUAAUUUGAAGUUGAAAAUCCCUGCACCACAGCAACUACCUGUCUUGGAAAGUCUCAGAUGUUUCUUUUUCAACAAUUCCACUCUGCUCUAAUUUUCACUGCACAGUAAGUGGUGCUUUACAGUUACAGUAGGACAAUCCCUAAUAUAAAUUGAAUAAUAUUAAUGCUUGAGUGGUGACGUUCCUAUUUGGAGGCUGAAGUUUGCAGCUGUGAGUACAGGUCUUUGACAUUUACUAUGUGCUUAUGUAUCACUCGUGUAGCAUUUAAGAUUACUGUCUAAGUUUAUCCUAUCACUCUGUCAGUACUUACCAACAGGCUUGCAUUUUAAAUUUGAUGUUAAUAAUGGCUUUAAUGUUGUUUCUGGUUUUGCAUUUUUGUUAUUGUACUUCACCUGACAGAAUAACCAAUUCUUUUGUUUUGUUAGUGUUGUGAUGAAUUAUGUUAAGCAUUUUGAGACAGAAUACUAUAUUUGUGAAUAUAAUUUUAUGGCUUCUUUUCAUUUAAAGGAUACCUUUCAGUAUGGAAAUUUAUGAAAAUUGCUUUCUGCCCUAUAAUCUGUCAUUUGUUGUAGAUUAAAGCUUAUUUUUCUGUGAAUAAGACUUAUUCAAUAAAGCACUAUUCUUUAAAAUGA
Messenger RNA from Alexandromys fortis (reed vole), 6875 nucleotides. It is a transcript of the gene Xiap, whose product is annotated as X-linked inhibitor of apoptosis. The record is from RefSeq and is a predicted model, not a curated record. Gene Ontology annotation, cellular component: cytoplasm; nucleus. Gene Ontology annotation, biological process: positive regulation of canonical Wnt signaling pathway; positive regulation of protein ubiquitination; regulation of cell cycle. The transcript has 7 exons. The coding region runs from base 225 to 1715 and encodes 496 amino acids. Gene Ontology annotation, molecular function: cysteine-type endopeptidase inhibitor activity involved in apoptotic process; ubiquitin protein ligase activity. Lineage: Eukaryota; Metazoa; Chordata; Mammalia; Rodentia; Cricetidae.